AUGGCUGCUUUUAUUUCAGGGAUUGAUGACUGUGUAGGUGUGACGUGUAACGACCAUGGGGUCUGUGUUGAUGGAGACCGGACAAAGACGUGCCAAUGUUUUCUUGGUUAUAAGGGGCAAAAUUGCGAAACAGGGUGCCAGAAUCAUGGUGUCUGUAUCACCGGAAGUUGUCGUUGUGGGAUAGGCAUUGCACCGACGUUGAGUAUUCAAACCACUGACAGUCUCACAGAUACAUCAGCUGGUCUUGUUGAAGAGCAGAAUGUCGUUACAGGCAUUUCCAAACUAUUCACCAGUAAAGUGCGUGUCGAAGGAAAAGUGUCUAAAAAGUCCGGACACUAUGUUUGCUUUGUAAUUGCGGACAGAACAAACAACAGCGUAACGAGUGAAAUGUGUAUUGAAAUGGAGUUUGUGAUGCAGAAAGGCGGCAAUGGAUGUGCACAGGCAAAAUCCGCCACUCAAUAUGUGACUGUCUUCGAGACUCACCAAUAUGAUGGAACAAACGUCUGCUUAACUGAAAUCGCGUAUGAGCCAACACAGGCCGAGGACACAACGAUGUGCUUCCUUGCAACACAAGAAACAACGAGUGACAAGCGAUGUUUUGCUGUCGGUGCCCAGCAGAACAAAACAAUUGCAAGAACGACGGUUACUGCCUCCUUAAUGGCCAGCGCACAAACUGCGUUUGCAGAGCUGGUUACACAGGGCAUUACUGUGACCAGGGACCUUCCGUACUUCAUACAUCCAAGCCUUCAACCAAAUUCGGAUGUAAUAUGCAAAGUGGAUGAUGUUUGUCACGUGACAUACACAAUCACUCCUGGGUCGGAACACUUCUAUGAAUGCAUAAAAGUUGACCUAGUCAAUAAAGUUUCAUCUGAUUUUGAGAACAUGCACGCGUUUUCAACGUGUGAGCAUUGUGUUGAUGGAAAGACAACGAACCAACGCUGUACACUUGAUGUUGCCUUUAAACCAAGUUCCAAAGAAAACAACACUAAUAUAUGUGUGGAAUUAUCAUUAGCAAAGGGCGGGAAAUCUGGCGAAGAAAGAUGUUUCACCAUCCUUGUUUCAAGCGUUGAAACUUCAAAAAAAGUCGGUUGUCAAGGACUCGAAUGUUACAACGAUGCUUUCUGUGAUGGCCACGAGCCUUUUAGGCCUGAAUGUUAUUGUAGAGCAGGCUUCUCUGGACAUAACUGUUCACAAGCUUACCAGUCCUGUGUGGAGGGUUUUCCAAGAAGCUCGGUGCAGGAUGUCGCAUUUUGUCAAAAAGGAAAACAGUGCUUGUAUCCGUUCCAUUUUUGUGCAAAAGACGGGCAACACACAAAGCUCAUCGUCGGAAAUAAGGAUCCUUGCCUGUUCGUCAGUCAACCUACAUAUAUCAACAAUAAUGCCAGCUCUGAUUGCCUGUGUUCAUUCGGAUCUGUUAAACUGUCCCCUUCUGUGCAGGCUACUUCUACUAUGCGAUUCUGUUUGCAGAUUAUUGAUUCGGCAGGAGUAGUGAAGGAUGAGAUCUGCCCAAACGUCAGUUUGUCAGAAAUUCCUCGGGAAAGUGCUGUAGAAACGGAAAAGCCAUUCUUUCUGUCACCAAUUUUAAAAGACGUCGAUUGCGUAAAAGGAGCUGAUUGUCACUUCGACAUUCGGUACACAGAUGGGGCCAAUUUUCAAACAUCAUUACCGUGUCCAACGCUUAGUAUUUCAAAAUACAUGGAAAACGUUCACAUCUUUCCUGCCAACCAUCACGUCUGGGAGUGUGUAAGCGAUGUGUCCUAUAAAGUUCCAUCAACUGCAAAUGAUGGUGACAAACAGAAGCUCUGCUUGCGACUGUCUCUACCGCGGGUACAUGGAGAGGAGCAUUGCAUUACCAUCAACAUCAAAAACACUCCCCCGUCUUUGCAAGCUAAUUCAGUCGUUGGACCGUGUCAAAAUUCAAACUGCACAAAUGGAGCACUAUGUUUAGCAAACACAGCUGUCAAGCCACCAUAUAAGUGCAUUUGCCAAGACGGAUUUGAUGGAAUUGAUUGUCGUGAGAAUUUCCCAAGCAGUGAUUUUCUUCCUGGUGUCGAGAAUAUGAACGCAUCUUUAGUUAUCAACGGACCGAGGUUUCAUUCUUCUCGAGGUGUAUUAAAUAAAACUGUCUGCUUGGCAAACGAGAAGUGUACUUUUGUUAUACCUUAUUUCGGGAACCAAAAUCAACGACCGGUGAAAAGAUACUGCAACACGUCAUUAACAGAACAACCUGGAACACAUGUGAUCACCAAUGUGGCGGAAACACCUGACCUGAAGUUGUUGUACUCAACAUUCGUGGGAUCAUCUGGAACAGAAUUAUGUUGUUACCAGACAACCGUGGACGGAUCUGAACACGGCAUGAAUGUAGACGAGUUUUGUUUCGAAGUUGACAUAUCACUAAUCACAGGAGGCAAUAUUCCAGUAAAUACUAGCAGUCAGGUCACUCGAUUUAUAUCACCAGCAAAGAAUUCACUAUACAUUUGCAAGGAGAACAGCGACUGCUAUAUAACUGUUAUUACGGAAAAAACUCAGUUAUGCGACCAAGUGAUACAUUGCUGCAAUAAAGGAGACGACAUUCACAUCUUCGUCACGAACGAGCUGAACGACGUCUGCGUGACUGAACUCGUUGUACACACGUUGAAUGAGGGACAAGAACAAACCAUUUGCGCAAUGGCUGGAAUAAGCGGUCCUGAAAUCACCUUUACAGUUCUUGCAUUAACACCUGACGGAUUUGGUCCGUGUCAAAAGCGGCAUUGUGAAAACGGAGGAACAUGUGUGUCGGAAAACGGGAAUGCAUUUUGCUAUUGUGCCCCCGGAUACACAGGGGAGACGUGUGAAACAGAUAUCGACGAGUGUGCCUCAAAUCCUUGUUUCCACAAUGGGACGUGCGUUGAUCAUGUCAACGGGUACACGUGUGUCUGUACAGAGGAUUACGGAGGGAUUUAUUGUCAAAUAGAUGGAGUUUGUGCCAUAGGGUCUGCUCCAGUAAAACUCGUCUGUAACUCGUUACCAUGCUCCUUUGAGUAUACCGUACUUGGCAGUUUGAUGGUCCCUGAUGUAUCAGAGGUUCCCGAGACAGUCACACCACAAAUCACAGCCCAUAUAUUUAAUGAAGUGCAGAGAUACUUUGUAUCAAUAAAGCUGACAGAAGCCCUUGACUUUUGCCAUACAACGUAUGUUAACGGAAAACAUGGGAACUGUUCAAGGACACAAUGUACAUCCAUUAAUUAUCGAGAUAAACUGAAAAGAACAGAUGCUUUUUAUAAUUGUUCAUCUACAUCACUUGGCGACCGAAUUCCCCAUGUUAUGAAAAUUGAAAAGGGACUAAAUGACA
Molecule: messenger RNA, 3331 nt
Organism: Mya arenaria
Lineage: Eukaryota; Metazoa; Mollusca; Bivalvia; Myida; Myidae
Molecular function (GO): calcium ion binding
Source: RefSeq, a predicted model, not a curated record